This is a messenger RNA of Penicillium brasilianum, 3600 nucleotides long. NCBI's taxonomy places the organism in Eukaryota, Fungi, Ascomycota, Eurotiomycetes, Eurotiales, Aspergillaceae. The record is from the annotation of a GenBank genome assembly.
CUCAGAAUUGAUUACAAAGUCUCAUAUUUGACAAUUACUUGCAGGGAUUUUCCUUUCUCUACCUCAUUUUUAUCUUUGUCUGGGGCCAAAGAGGGUGUUUCACUGGGUCAGGAUGGACAUCCACUAAGAAGCUGCACCAUACAGCAAGUGGCUGCCUUGUUCCUGGAACAAGAACCUUCAUUGGCAAUUGCAAGCGUCUCAAACACCUGUACUUGACAAUCAGCUGCUUCAUAGAUUGAUUCCAGUCCCAGCAUGGCAUCUCUCGAGCUGGUGGAUAUCACCACCGCUUGCUCUCGUCGAGGCUAUCUUAACACUGUUGGUGUUGUGGUGGACGUUUUGCCACCUUGUCGCACCAAAGGAUCGUCGGUCUGUGUCACUUUUACUCUCAAAGAUUGUCAUUUCGAUCAACCAUCCUGGUAUGGAGGGCUUAAAGUCAAAUACUUCAACGACAGCAUGGACGCUCUUCCCAAUGCCCAGCUCAAUGAUGUAGUUUUACUACGGAAAAUCCGAAUCAACAUGUUCAAUGACAAGCCGACCGGGGUUGCUUCUCAGCAUGACCUUGUCCAGUGGGCAAUUUUCCGGUCAGAGCCAGAUCCCAGCUCUAGUCCGUCCAUUACAACGGGCCCGGUUCCUUUUCCACUCAAGUCACUUGAGAAGCAAGCAGCCUUGAUGCUUCUGGAUAAGACUGCGACGGGCACACCAGCCACUAUGGGACAGCCAGCCCGGCAAGAAGCUGUCCCACAGCAGCCUUCUCAGGUGGUUCAAGCGUCCAUGACGACUGCGAACAAGAAGAGCGGACUCCCACUUGAGCUAAUUCAAGAUGUCCAACCGGGACCUUUUGUCCAAAUACUCGGUCAAGUGGUCAAAACCAAGACCUACGAUAGCGAAAAAUGCAUCUUGUACCUCACCGAUUACACAUCAAAUGGUUCUUUGAUGGACAUCAAGAAGGAUGACGAAGACGAGAUAGGCACUGAAGGAGACACGUAUGACUACCUGUCUCGAAGAAUGAAAAAUUGGCCUGGUCCCUGGGGUAAGAUGACCAUACAAGUCACCUUAUGGGAACCGCACGCUACCUUCGCUCGGACGCAUGUUAAAGACGGUCAACUUGUGCUCCUGACAUACACUCGUAUCAAACACGGGUAUAACGGCGGCAUCGAGGCUGCUGUCCAUCAGGACAAACAAUUUUCGAACAAGAUCCACUUGCAAAUUAUAUCCAAUGACGAUCAUCGCGCUCGGGACCUCAUGGAGCGACGAAAAGAAUACUGGAGAAUCCACGGCAAGCCCAGCGAUGAUCCUAAGAAAGCUUCCAGAAAGAACAAGAAUGAGCAGAAGAAGAAAGAAGAAAAGAUUGAGGAAGGCCAAAAGCCGUUGUCCUUGCCCGCACCUGGAAAGAAUACCAACAAGCACAUCAAAACACGAUCCUACGAGGUCCCUCCCCGCUCUAUAGAUUACAUUCUAUCGGGCGCAUCACACAUCAAUUCAAUUCCCGGGGGAAUCACCUACCAACUCCCUUUUCAAAAUGUCUGCUACCGAACCACAGUCCGCGUGGUCGAUUUCUUCCCGCCGAAAUUGGAGGACUUCGCGGUGCAGGUACCCAUGGAGUCCAUCCUCGCGGGUGAUGAUAAUCACGCUCCGACUAGUACUCCACGCAUGGAAUGGGAAUGGCGAUUUUGCCUUUUGGUUGAGGGAACGGAGCCUUUGAGAUCAAAGAAUGAAGUCCGCGCGCAGAUGAAGCUUUUUGUUACAGGCGCGGAAGCCGUACAUCUAUUGAGCCUUGACCCUACCAAUCUCCGCCUCCAUUCGACUAGGUUAGGAGAGCUCAGAGAAAAAUUGUUCAUUCUCUGGGGUGACCUUGAAGAGCUCAAGCAGCAACAUGCCACAAUUACUGGUACCGAGGAGUACUGGGCACCAGCUAAGACAUCCUCGUUGCCUUUCAUGUGCUGCAUCAAAGAAUACGGUGUACCAUGUACUCAUCCCCUCGACCCCGAUGAUAUGGCACUGGAUGAGCCCGGUACGCCGGGUUGCACUAUCCCCGACUGCUUCGGGUGGGAAAGACGCUUCACCAUGUUUGGAACGACAAUCCACUCAUGACUAUCCAUUCCAGUACUCUUGCAUACAUGGGCGUAAUAGGAGGCGAGGUUUUAAACUGUAUAUUGGGCAAUUGCAACUAGCGUGGCAUCUUUCAUGAAAAGAUACAGUAGAGUUUCCAUAAUCAAUAUGUAUCGGAUUCUUGGCAUAAUAGUAAUACAGUUCCAAUUUGCACCAGUGCAUUAUGAGAUAAAUCAAUGCUCCAGUACCCAUAUGAACACCAGGAACGUCCUAACCUAAACCUCAUUCUGCAGGGAAUGUUUGAUUAUUCAACUUUCCCGAUACGCCGUUCCCCAAAACUCCAAAAAGGAAAGAAAACAAAACUGGAACUCUCAUCAACCUGGAGAGACGUUCGGCAGUUCUGUGGUAAAAACGCCCCUAGAAGGCGGAAAUAAAUCAAGAAAAGACGCCAUUGCACGUCACGAGAAAACCCCCACGCCCAAAUGAUAAUAUUUCCGGAUCAAGACAAUAGCUAAUAAUUGUUCUGUGUCACGAUCGUUCUGUAGGAACACGCAUGCAUAACCCACACUGUGAUUUGUAAGAUUGAACCCAUGCAUGCCCUUCCGAUCACAAGACAUUGGUGAGAACGUGUCCAAACAAGUGGCAUGUUGUACUUGCCACCGAGCAGUUGAACGGGCACCAAAAAAGAGUUCCUUGGGAAGAGAAUGAAGUAACGACCAUGCAACCACCACCUAAAUUUUGGUCACCUUAACGAUGUUGGUAUCAAUACCGUGAGCAACUGGUUCAAAUCGGCAGCUGUCACCACGGAAGCAGGUCUUUUUGCCAGGUUCGCUCUGGGGGCAGCGAUGACCAUAGAUACAUUCAGGAUCAUCACACUCCAGGCCAAAUCGGCAGGGAGUCAUGCGAGCGAUAGCAGUCAAGAUGUGAAGUUCUUGCUUAGUCAACUUGCGGUCAUGGUCGUGAUAGCAGUACUCUUCGUUGGGGCACUCGCCCAGCAGGAAGUGGUAGUUGCACAGCUUCAGCUUCUUCAGGCGAUUCAAAUCAUCCCGAGGAAUGCUCUUGAAGUCAAGUCGAUCCACACGUUGCCCGUACUUAUUGCGCUCCACCGUCUUCGGAGCCGUUGAGCCAGUUGGUUUAGGGCGAACCACUUGUUGGAAAUCAGGUGGAUUAUCAAUUGGAUUCGGAGUUGAAACAGAUAAAGCGACACCCGAGGCACUCGUAUUGGUGGAUGUCCGGGACAAGGCUGGAGGAUUUGACAAGUUCGAGAAUUGUCGAGAGGGAGAAGGUGUGAGCACAGAUCUCGUAGGCAAGGUACUCUUCCAAGGAGCGGCGGCCCACGCGGGCGCCAUUUUCGCAGAGCGAAAGACGUCUGGGAAUUUGGCGAUGCGAUAAGAACUUUUCACUGCAUCCAGCUCCCUCUCAAAUGUGACACCCUCUACAAGCGAGACGCGGCCGGUGAGGUCGUUGUCUUUUGACACGUCUUCGAGGAAGAGAGCAUAUUCAGUAUUGGAUGGGCAGCCGACGAAGAUCUGGUGGCAGUGGCAAUUGUAU